AUGCAUAGAGCCAUGUACUACUCAUCGGCAUACUUCUCGAAGAUACUGGUUCAUGUAGUGCUAUUCCGCAGUGCACUUUGCAGUGUAUGGUCUCUCGGCCCACAAUUUCUCACACCCCAGUACCCGCUCGACGAGAUCUCCUCCAAUGUCUACUUCUCAGAGAAAUGGCAGGUCCUCGGCCCUUUCCAAUGUGGAACAAGAGAAGCCAUUUGGGGAACUGAUCCUCUGGAGUAUUGGGGCGGAUUCACAAACUUGUCAUUUCACGAGGAGGCAGGUUUCAAUAGCCCUCUUGCGACAGACGGAAUCGUGAGAUGGGACUCGGUGUGGGCCAAUGUCACCAAUUCUCUCCCCGAACAAAGCAGGGCAGAGCUUAUGGUAGAUUUUCCACAAAUAAAUUGGAAGUUCCUUCAAUCCGUAUAUGGGUGGUCCGCGCUGCAGUACCAGGCUUGGGUGCGUGGAUAUAUCAACUUGUCUGGUUCAAAUUACCAGGCAGUUGGGAUAUUUACGGAUGGUAUCUUGGAUUUAUUCAUGGACGGUCGACGGUACUUUGGCGGCGACUUUUACAGCUAUCGCAGAGCACCUCUGAUACUGGGACUCCCCCCCGGGGAGCAUGUCAUUGAACUGCGGCUCAUUCGUGAUGUUCGGGCCUUGGGUGGCCAAGGUGAUCCCACAAUCAAUGUAGUGCUCGAGGCCGGAAUACGUUAUGAACUGUUAACGAUUGACGAACGAAGCCUCUUGCUACCUGAAGCUACAGAUUGGCACUUUGGGAGUACCUGGGGGUCAGUGAACGUGCAGAACAAUGCGGCUGAAUGGGUAGAGGUUCUUUCCCUCAGCUGUCCUGAUUUUCCUCUAGAGAUGAGCGCGCCAUUGCCUCUUGCUCCAUAUCAAACUCGGCCACUGCCUUUCCGGUUCAUGGGCCGCAGUCCCUUGAGUGCCAGGUUUUCGGUCGAUAUUCGCUACAGAGUGGUUCAAGACGGAAAGACCUGGGUCCAAUCUUUCAUCAUCAAGGUUAUCAAUAAGACUUUCUCUGAGCCUCAGAGGUUGACAUACAUUCACCCAGCCGGCAUUGUUUCGUAUGCUAUCUUACGUCCACCACCCCUCGAUUCUCCUUGUUUGUUGAAUAAGACGACCAUCUUUCUGCCUAUUAUAAUAGGCCUCCAUGGAGCAGGUCUUGAGGCUGAUAGUGAGCAAAUCCGCCGGAUGCUGGACCUUGCUUACGGUAUCUGUGCGUGGAUGUUGUUCCCAAGCGGUGUUACCUCUUGGAGUGGCGACGACUGGCAUACUUGGGGUAUUGCUGAUAUAAGGGCUGCCGUAAGAGCUGUGCCUGACUGGAUUGGAGCCGUUGGUUGGAGUGGUCCAGGAUUCUCGGCUGAUGACUGGAUUGUCGUAGGGCAUUCAAACGGAGGCCAGGGUGUCUGGUUUCUUGUUACCCAUUAUCCCGAUAAUAUUAUCGCCGCUGCGCCGGUGUCGGGGUAUACAUCUAUUGAAAAUUAUGUGCCAUAUAACAUGUGGCGAGAUUCUGAGCCUCUGAUCUCCGCCAUCCUUCAUCAAUCGCGGGCUAGUUUCAAACAUGAACUUUUGGUAGCAAAUGCUGCUGGUAUCCCAAUCUUACAACAGCAUGGCUUGAACGACACAAAUGUCCCCGUGUAUCAUUCGCGCCUUAUGCAUCAGUUGGUAGAGGAGACUGGUUGGUCAUCUUGUUAUGUCGAGUUACCUCAUGAAGGCCACUGGUAUGACGGUGUGAUGGCAACCGCUCCACUGCUGAAGUUUUAUAAUGAUUCCUUACGAUUGACGCCAAACCGUACCCCAUUGGAGUACACAAUGUACGUCCCACCUUCCGGAGACAUGGCGUCUAAAGGCGGAAUAUGUGUGGAUCAGCUACAGUCUCCUGAUAUGUUCGGCCGUUUGCGUGUCAAAAAAGAUUCGCAUUCAGGGGUCUGGCACAUCCAGACCCAAAAUAUCUAUCGUUUCCAUCUUACAGCCAAAAUAUGCAAGACUGAAGAUUCUAUGAUUUUGGUUGUAGAUAACAUAGACAUUCAGUUCAAAGUCGACCAGUUCGAGUGUGAAUCCACGUGGUAUGUAAAAGAUACCAACAGUAGGUGGAUUGUCUCGAAGGAAAACGAUUGGCAGUCCAUAUCGCAAAGAUAUGGUCGUCAAAUGGGUGCAAUGGACGCUAUCCUGAGAACCAAUGGGAUAUUCACCAUCAACCUAUGUUCGGUGGGUGUUGAGGAAACGGCGCUCCAGAUUAGCCGCAACCUUUUACAAUAUUUCGCUGCCGACUCCCACAUCGAUCGGCAAUGCAGUUUAUUGAACACAACAUUUCCGGGGAAUGUCAUAACAGUCUCGUUAGGGAACGAAUUGGCAAACUCAGUGCUGCCAUCAUAUCCCAUUGACGUUGAAGAUAACCAUAUCGCUUUAUAUAGGAGGGGAUUUCCAGCUCCAGGCAGCCUUCACGGAAGUGUAAAUUUUGAGACGAAAGGACAUUAUCAAAAAUAUACCCUCGACCGUGAGCCCACAAUGGGUGCUCUAUUCCUCCGUCCUCUGGGAAACGAGAGUCUGGAACUGGUAGUGUGGGGUGAGGAUAUGAAUGGCCUUGAGCAGGCUGCACGCCUUGUGCCUACACUUACCGGAGCUGGUCAGCCCGAAUUCCUGAUUCUCGGUGGCAGCUGUCGCUGGAAGGGCCACGCGGGGCUUUAUGCUGCUGGUCAUUUGGACAAAUUUUGGCAAAUUUCAAUGGGUUCUUAUAUUGCCAGUGGCACAUAA
Molecule: messenger RNA, 2763 nt
Organism: Aspergillus puulaauensis
Lineage: Eukaryota; Fungi; Ascomycota; Eurotiomycetes; Eurotiales; Aspergillaceae
Exons: 6
Coding region: 1-2763 (920 amino acids)
Biological process (GO): proteolysis
Molecular function (GO): serine-type peptidase activity
Source: RefSeq, a predicted model, not a curated record